Messenger RNA from Phytophthora nicotianae INRA-310, 234 nucleotides. RefSeq lists its product as hypothetical. The record is from RefSeq and is a predicted model, not a curated record. NCBI's taxonomy places the organism in Eukaryota, Oomycota, Peronosporomycetes, Peronosporales, Peronosporaceae. Bases 1 to 234 code for a protein of 77 amino acids. The transcript has 2 exons.
AUGGACAUCAAGGAAUCCGUUUGCAACCCGAGCGAGCAGGAUACAGAAAUAGAGACAAUCGCGACGGACGCCUUAUUGGACGAGUCAUCGGACGUUUUGUUCAUUCAGACGUCGUCUGGUGAGUCCCACGAGCCUGAGAAUGGCAUUGAAGAGAAUACAAAACAGCUUGCCCACGAGGAAAACACUCAACAGAAGAUGAACGCAGUUCGCAGGACUCAGAGGACAAACUUAUGA